AUGUCUUUAGAUGAAGAAAGAAAACAAGAUAGGAUGAAAAAUCAAGGUUAUGAGCAAAGACAAGAUAUCAUAGCGUCAAUUAAAAAAAUUAUUAAAGAUUAUCCUCACGAAUCAAUUUUCAGAGAAUUUUUACAAAACGCCGAUGAUGCGAAAGCAACCAAAUUUAAAAUUAUAAUUGAUGAAAGAAAAUCAAAUCCAACUGAUGGGUUAAUAAGUGAAAAUAUGAGAGCAUUACAAGGUCCUGCAAUUUGGAUUUACAAUGAUAAACAGUUUGAAGAAAAAGAUUUAGAUUCUUUGUUAAACAUGUAUGAUGGUAGAAAAGCUAGCGAUGAUACAAAAAUUGGAAAAUUCGGAAUUGGUUUUAGGUCUUGUUUUAAUUUUACUGAUGCGCCCAGUUUUGUGACUGGUGGAAAUUUUCGUGUUUUGGACCCACAAGGAGAAUAUAUUCCAGGUGGUUAUGCUCGUAACUAUACAGAAGAGGAAUUUUUGAGAUUGUAUAGCGAUCAAUUACAACCUUAUAAAGACAUUGCCGAUUUUGAUCCUAAUGAAAUUUUUGAUGGAACAUUGUUUCGACUUCCUCUUAGAAACACUGAAAGUAGAAUUAGCGAUGUGAUUUAUGAUGCAAAACAAAUUCUAAAGUUCCUGGAAAAUUUUAAAAAGGAUGCAAUUUCCUGUCUAAUUUUCUUAAAAUACGUCGAAUCAAUCGACGUUUAUCAUUUGAAGGAAACUGCCGAAGAAGAACAUUUAUGGAGUAUUAGUAUCACCAAUUCUGAUGAAAUCAGAGAAAAAAGACUCUCUUAUAAUAUUGAUCCUGAAAUUUUUGCUCUUAAUAUUGUCACGAAAGUUAUGAAAGAUGAAACUGAGGAAUCAAAAAAUUGGAUUGUGUGUACAGGAGGUGAUAGAUUAAUUGGAGACACUGAAGACGAAAAAACACUUAAAGAUUUUGCAGGAAAAAAUCGUUUAAAACCUUGGGGAGGUGUUGCUGCUUUAAAUGAAAUAACUGAUGAUUUUAUAGGAAGAUUGUUUUGUUUCUUUCCAUUAGCUCAAAUGACAAAUUUACCUGUUCAUUUGAAUGGUAUUUGGGCAAACAAUUCAUCAAGGAAUAAUAUCUUGUUAAAUGAUGAUGCGCUCUCUGACAAAAAUGAAUUGUACUUAAAAUGGAAUCGUUAUAUCUUGUUAAAUAUUUUACCAAAACUUUACAUAAAAAUUUUGGAACAUCUCGUCGAUUCGGCAAGGAAUCAAAAUUCUCAAGAACAAAUUAUUGUCAAGUAUUGGCCAUUACCAUCACAAGAAACUUCACAUGAGAAAUAUGUUAGAGAAUUUGGUAGCGCGGUGUUAAAACUACUUCCUCAAGAUCAACCAUUAUUUUUCACUCGUGGUUUUGAUGGUGAUGAUGGAAAAUAUGUUACAUUCGAAGAGGCGUGUUUCAAAAAUGAAGAUGAUAUACUUAUCAUUGAACUUCUUGAAAAAUUUAACUCGACAAUUGUAAGAUUAGACGAAGAAUAUUUAAAAGAUUUAGAAAAAUCUGGUUUGCAGGUUAACAAAGUCGCCACAGAAAACAUUUGUGAACAACUUAAAGGUCAGGAUAUUGAUGAUAUAACAAAUAAACACGCUAUCAAAGACAUCAUAAAAUUAUUAAAAUUUUUAUUAAAAGAUCAACAAUGUUAUGAUAUGAUAAGGGGAAUAAAAUUGCUUCCACUUGAAGAUGAAAGUUAUGGUGAAUUUGGCGAAAGAAAAUAUAUUGCAACUACAGAACAAAGAAGACUUCUUUCAAAUGUAAACGGUUCCUUUUUUGUUCAUGGAGAUUGUGUGGAAGAUCGCGAAUUGAGAACAAUUUUUGAAUCUGAGGAUUUUCAAAAGGCAACCAAUAUUAGUUCUUUUAAUGCUAAUACAUUACUACAUCUUUUAGAACAUCAAUUGACCAAGGAGAAAAAUAUAGAAUAUUGGGAUCCUUCUGCUUCUUUACAUAAUAUUUCAAAUUUUAUAUGGUUAGAAAACAUUUGGGAAAUAAUUUUAGCGUCCGAUUACGGUGUAGAAUCUUUUCGAGAUUUUCCACUGUUAGAUAUUUGUUCACCAAAUAAUGCUCUAUAUCUUUUAGAUUCUGAUAACCCCGUAUUUAAAAUUCCACAAUCCAUAACUGAUGGAGACAUGAUACAUGUACUAAUUAAAUUAGGCGUAAAGUUCACCAGAAGAAAUAUACAUGAUAAAUUAAAAGAUUAUAUUCUCGAAUGGAAUUAUAAGAACAUUUUUCGAGUAUUGGAAAAAUUUAUAAGACAAAAUAAUGAUUUCUUAGCUAACAAUGUCGACAUACAACCAAACGAUAUCGAGGUAAUAAAGAAGUAUGUGAGAGAGAAAUGGAGCUUGCUAACUCAUGAAUUUGAUUAUGUCCUACAAAAUUUGAAAAUUUGGCCGACUUUUCCAAACGGCGAAAGUUUUUUUAGAGCUUCUGAUGUAUCUCUAAAACCUCAAGAUAUUCGUUUAUUCGAUGAAAAUAGUAGCAAGUUGAAUGGAUUUUUUUAUGAAAAUGAAAAUAGUAGUAACAACAAUGAUAUUAUUACGUUGGAUAGGAUAAUACUAACAAAUUUAGGAGCGAGAGUUGUUGGACUAAAUGAUUUUCUUAAAGAUACUAUUCAAUUUCCAUCAAAAUAUAAAGAUGAGAAAAAAUAUAUUGAUUUUAUUAAAAGCGUUUUAAUUUCCAAUGAUUUUAAUAACGCCAAAGAUUUGCUAAUGAAUAAAACAGCAGCAAUUCCAAAUAAUUCGGACAAAGUAUUAAAACUUGCUAGAAAUUUAUAUUAUUCCAAUGAACAAUCAUUAUUCGAAACGAUAUUUAAAGAUUCUGGGAAGAUUAUUCACCGUGAUAUUGUAUCUGACGAAAGAUGUUUAACAGCAUUAUUAAGAAUGGGGUUGAAGAAUUCUGUGGAUCGUGUUACAUUUUUAGAAUGUGCAGAUGAAAUUGACAGACUUCAACAUAGAAACAAUAAUAAUAAUAGAAGAACACAAACAAGACCGAAUAAUGAUUUGGUGGAUCGGGCUAGAGUUUUAGUCAAUUAUUUAUAUGAACGUUUUGAAGAAGUUAAUUUUGAUCGUGAGGAUAUUCAAAGAUUAUUAAGAAAAAAAUUUGUUCCAGUCGAUCAAGAGAUUAGGAAUACAUAUCCAACCAAAUAUGUUAGAAUAAUUGACGGUGAUGUAGAGUGUUUUGAAUCAUUAUGCUCAAAUGAAUACAGAGAUAUUGCAUGGACACAAUUAGGGUUUAUAGAUUCACGAGCUAUACCAAGAAAUAUUUCUGUUAUUGAUAAAAUAUUGGAAGAUUUUCCGGAACUUGGAAAACCAAAACCAACUGUUGUUCUCGAACAUUUAAAAGCUGUUAAAGAAAUGGCACUUGAUCCUUCCAAUACAAUUAAUUGGGUUGAUGCUGACGAAUUACGAAUAGGAGUUCUCGAGAGUGAUGAAGGAUACGUGAAGAAUUCUAUUUCAAAAUAUCAAAAAUUGUUAAAAGUAGCAGGUGCAUAUGUAGUUAAAAAUCCAACCCAAUUUCAAUUUGAGGAUAUGUCAUCUUAUUCCGAAGGAGAUCAACUACUUAAAAGACUUCAAAACUUCCUAGUUAAUAGUCCACCAGCUUAUAAUGAUGUAAUUUUUACAGUUGGAGGAGAAGAAAUACGAGCCAAUCGAGCGAUUUUGGCAACGUGUAAACAUUUUGAAACAUCAUUUUAUGGUAAUUUUCAUACAGCAGCCUUCAAUGAACCGAUUAGAAUGGAUCAAAAUAAAAUAUGCGACGGUAUUAGUCCGAAUGGCUUUAGAAGUUUAAUAAAAAUCAUGUAUGGAGGUAAUUUAGAUCAAGUGAUUGCCGAAGAAAACAACAAUAAUAGUGAUGACAGACAAAGAAUUAUAUACUUACUGUUAGAUCUUUUAAAAGGAUCGGAUUAUUACGAAUUAGUAGAUACCAAAAAGAAAAUCGAAAUUAAAUUAUCAAAAUAUGUUCUGCCACAAACUUAUAACAUAAUUUAUGAAACAGCAAAAGAAUACGCGGCAACGCAGUUGGAAGGUUAUUGUAUAGCAUUCAAAGAAAGUAAUCCAGAUUUAUUUCAAGAUUAG
Entrophospora candida is the source of this 4092-nucleotide messenger RNA. NCBI's taxonomy places the organism in Eukaryota, Fungi, Glomeromycota, Glomeromycetes, Entrophosporales, Entrophosporaceae. The record is from the annotation of a GenBank genome assembly.